Molecule: messenger RNA, 1346 nt
Organism: Cyclopterus lumpus (lumpfish)
Lineage: Eukaryota; Metazoa; Chordata; Actinopteri; Perciformes; Cyclopteridae
Gene: bdnf
Product: brain-derived neurotrophic factor
Exons: 2
Coding region: 322-1125 (267 amino acids)
Biological process (GO): cell surface receptor protein tyrosine kinase signaling pathway; regulation of neuron differentiation; memory
Molecular function (GO): growth factor activity; nerve growth factor receptor binding
Source: RefSeq, a predicted model, not a curated record
UCCCGUGCUGCUGCUGCUGCUGCUGCUGUUGCUGCGGCGUUUCAGCAUGCGACAACUUCAGCUUCAGACGAUCUCCAAAGGAGCCGUGCAGCCAUGGGAGUGCAUUACCUCAUCCAUGCAAUUUCCACCAUCAAUAAUUUAAUCUAUUUGCUCCAAAGCUGAAGAGAUAUCCUGAAGCUUGUCGGGAGAGUACAGAGAGGAAAACAUCGCUUAAGUAAAUUACUCAGGGAGUUGUCCAACACAUCCCAGAUGACACUGAUGUCCUGUUGAAUGGUCUGUUUUACGACGGGGCAGUAAAAGUUCCACCAGGUUAGAAGAGUGAUGACCAUCCUGUUCCUUACUAUGGUUAUUUCAUACUUCAGUUGCAUGAGAGCUGCGCCCCUGAGAGACGCCCCGGGCAUGCGGGGCCAUCGGACGGAAGGCUACUUGGGCGCCGCUGCGACGGCCACGCGAGGCCACGGGACUCCACAGAGUGGGCCAGGCCAGCGCGGGGAACUGCCCUCACUCACCGAAACCUUUGAGCAGGUGAUAGAGGAGCUGCUGGAGGUGGAGGGAGAGGCGGCACAGCUGGGACAGGGGGCUGAUAAGAGCCAGGGAGGUGGGGGCCCAUCUUCUUUGGUCACCACGGAGACCAAGGAUGUCGACCUGUACGACUCACGGGUGAUGAUCAGCAACCAAGUGCCUUUGGAGCCGCCGUUGCUCUUUCUUCUGGAGGAAUAUAAAAACUAUCUGGAUGCCGCUAACAUGUCCAUGAGGGUGCGGCGACACUCCGAUCCCUCGCGGCGCGGCGAGCUCAGUGUGUGUGACAGUAUUAGCCAGUGGGUGACAGCUGUGGAUAAAAAGACGGCAAUAGACAUGUCUGGGCAGACAGUUACCGUCAUGGAAAAGGUCCCUGUCCCCAAUGGCCAACUGAAGCAAUACUUUUAUGAGACCAAAUGCAACCCCAUGGGGUACACAAAGGAGGGCUGCAGAGGAAUAGACAAGCGGCAUUACAAUUCCCAAUGCAGGACAACCCAGUCCUACGUGCGAGCGCUUACCAUGGAUAGCAAAAAGAAGAUCGGCUGGCGGUUUAUAAGGAUAGACACUUCAUGUGUAUGCACAUUGACCAUUAAAAGAGGGAGAUAGUGUAUAAAAUGUAUAGAUUUUAUUGAAGAGUUUAAAAAAGAGAAUAAAGAGAAAAUAUCUAUUUGUAUAUAUACAUAACAGGGUAAAUUAUUCCGUCAAAUGAAAAUUUUAUGGACUGCAUGUAAAAAAAGAUGAAGUUUAUACAGUAAAAGUGAUACUACAGUCUAUUUAUUGAACAUAUUCAUGACCUUGUAAACAAUUAAAAAAAAUCUGAUCAGUCA